AUGGCCCUUUUGCAAUAUUCUACAUUAUAUACAGUUAUUAUAUUUACUGCAGUUGUUAUAACUAUUCCAGUUCUAUGCGGUGUCCAUGUGAUUCCGGUGCGCGUGAGAAUUGUGUAUAUGAAUGAAAAAUACUUGUACAACUAUUCCUGUGUCGUCAAACGCUACAGUCGCACCAGCCCGCAUUACAUUAAUGUGGAGUCUACCCUUAAAAAGGAGUGGAACAACAAUGUUACGAUAAAUUUAAUCAUCAAUGAAUACCUUCACAACGAGUACCGGCGCUCGUUCAUAGGACUACACUACAAAUAUUGCGAUCUGUUGAAUAAUGCAAAUCUUGGUGCGAGCAUCGCCGCCUAUGGAAUUAAAUGUCCUUUAGCGGUUCCGAAAAACUACCAACGUUAUAUACGACAAAUGCAAUACGACAAAGGCCUUCCCCAAAGAUUUCCACGAUCGCUGGUCUUAGACCAUCCGUAUAUAACGGGUUCCAGUGCCGGUCCACCUUGUGGGAGGCCUACGCUUCGUAUUCCGGUAGUUUUCGAGGCG
This is a messenger RNA of Brenthis ino (lesser marbled fritillary), 540 nucleotides long. Lineage: Eukaryota; Metazoa; Arthropoda; Insecta; Lepidoptera; Nymphalidae. The record is from the annotation of a GenBank genome assembly.